AUGCUCAUCGACGGUGAAAAGUGGGCCUGUGAAGCUUGCGUUCGCGGUCACCGUGUGACUACCUGCAAGCACCAUGAUCGACCAUUGAUCCAUAUCAACCGCAAAGGCCGUCCCUUUGCAACGUGCUCCAUUUGCAACUGCACCCCUUGCGAAGCGCCCGAGGACCACGCCAAGCUCAAA
Molecule: messenger RNA, 180 nt
Organism: Aspergillus saccharolyticus JOP 1030-1
Lineage: Eukaryota; Fungi; Ascomycota; Eurotiomycetes; Eurotiales; Aspergillaceae
Product: putative Cu-dependent DNA-binding protein
Exons: 2
Biological process (GO): intracellular copper ion homeostasis; positive regulation of transcription by RNA polymerase II; intracellular iron ion homeostasis
Cellular component (GO): nucleus
Molecular function (GO): DNA-binding transcription factor activity, RNA polymerase II-specific; RNA polymerase II cis-regulatory region sequence-specific DNA binding; copper ion binding
Source: RefSeq, a predicted model, not a curated record